Racocetra persica is the source of this 1983-nucleotide messenger RNA. The record is from the annotation of a GenBank genome assembly. NCBI's taxonomy places the organism in Eukaryota, Fungi, Glomeromycota, Glomeromycetes, Diversisporales, Gigasporaceae.
AUGUUGCCUAAAAAAAAAGGCUCUAAAUCCGUGUAUAUUUAUGCAAUUGUAGCAACAUUAGUCCUUGUAUCAUUAUAUAUAAUAUCACCUUUUGAUAUAGAAUCUAGUUUUUCAUCUUAUGACUAUACGUUAUCAUCACCAGUUAAACCAAAAAUUCAAGAAAAGAGUGAAUGGUUAACUAAUUUUGUUGAUCCUUUAAUUGGUAUUCGAGAUGGAAACGUGUUUCCUGGUCCUUGUUUACCAUUUGGUGUAGUAAAAGUUGGAAUUGAUACUCACGAUGCUGGGUAUACCGUGGAUGGUCCUAUUUCAGGAAUAAGUCAUGUAGAUCAACCUAAAUAUGGUGCAAUCAGUCAAUAUCCAUUUGUUUCUUCCUUGGAUUCAUUCGAUUUGAAAAAUUACUCUUCACUUCGUUCAUUAGAGUCUUUUGAAGUUGGUUUCGCCAGGAUCGGAUUAAAGCGUUAUGGUCUUGUUGUUGAGUUAACAGCGAGUAGGAGGGCAGCAUUGCAUAAAUAUAUUUUUCCUCCAUUAAUUAACGAAUCUCAUGUAAUGAUUGAUUUAUCUCACAUAAAUGCCCGUGGUAAAUAUGUUGCUGGUGCAAUUUCUGUAACUUCAAAUGAGAUGAAAGGUUUUGGUCGUUAUAAAGAUUGGAAGUACGGUUCGGUCCCUGAAUAUUCCGUGUAUUUUUGCUCUCAAUUUGACAAAAAUGCUUCAGAGCACUAUACAUUUUGGAAUGGAGUAAUUACAUCAAAUUCUAGUUUUGAAUCUGGUAGACUCUAUCCUAUUGGUGCUAUUAUGGCAUUUGAUACUACAAAGGGUUCUGUAAUCAAAUCUCGAGUCGGUAUAUCAUUUAUUUCUACGGAUCAAGCAUGUAAAAAUGCACAAGAGGAGAUACCAAAUUGGGAUUUUGAUUUAACAAGAGAAAAGGCUGUUGAAGCUUGGGAAGUUGAACUUGAGAAAAUUCAAGUCGCCGGUGGAACUGAGGAUUUGAAAAAGAUAUUUUACUCGAACUUGUACAGGACUAUGAUUAUUCCAAGUGAUCGUACGGGAGAAAAUCCAAAUUGGAUAUCUUUUGAUAAAAAUGGUAGAAUUAUACCCAACUAUGACGAUUUUUUCACAUUAGUAAAUUUCACCUUGAAUAAGAUGCCUCGAAGCACCUUCAGGACUACAGUUCCGCUAUUCACGCUGUUCCAACAACGACGGAUUGUCGAUAUUACACGUUCACUUAUUGACAUAUAUCGUUAUACAGGAUAUAUGCCUGACGGACGCUGUGGUAUGGCCAAUGAAGUUACGCAAGGUGGCACCCAUUCUGAUAUGGUUUUGGCUGAAAUAUUUUUAAAGGAAAUUGGCAAGGAUAUUAUUGAUUGGGAAUCUGGAUAUAAAGCUUUGGCGAAAGACGCUGAGGCAGAUCCAUUUGGGUAUGGUCAAAUGGAAGGAAGAUUGAACCUUAGACAUUAUCUUUAUCACGGAUAUAUACCUUCCGGCAGUUCAGUUGACUCAUGUAGUAGAACAUUAGAAUAUUCAGCAAAUGAUUAUGCAAUAUCAUUAGUUGCUAAAGGUUUAGGCAAAACCGAGGAUCAUAUUAAAUAUAAAACUCGUGCAAAUAGUUGGCAGAAUUUAUGGUGUCCUAAUAAAACUGAAAAUGGUAUCACUGGGUUUAUCAUACCUAAACGUAUUGAUGGGUCAUUCGACCUUUCUGUAGACGUAUUUCGUGAAGGAUUUGCAUACCUUAAAGGAACUCCAUGGGAGUAUAGUUUUGACGUUCCACAUGCACCAAAUUUAACACCUAGAAAUAUAUACAUUCGAAGUGUAAAGCUUAAUGGUAAAGAUUGGAAAAUGAGUUGGUUUAGACAUAAAGAUAUUGAAAAUGGUGGAAUACUUGAAUUUGAAAUGGGAAAUGAACCAAGUAAGAAAUGGCCCGCCGGUUGGAAUGGUGACAGUGAAGACGGAAAAUUUGUACCUCCAGCUAGUUUUGAUGAUGAUUGA